This is a messenger RNA of Xyrichtys novacula (pearly razorfish), 9498 nucleotides long. Lineage: Eukaryota; Metazoa; Chordata; Actinopteri; Labriformes; Labridae. The record is from the annotation of a GenBank genome assembly.
UCUCAGCGGUGAAGACAGACACCAUUCAGUGAAAGUUUGGUCAUGUCUGGGCUGCUGGGUGUUCGACUUCUGCUGCUGUGGGCCAGCGCCUGCCUCAUGCUGCCCAGCCUGGUCCAGGGGGCUGUGGUCAUCUCCGGAGGCCGUGAGGCUCUGAAGGUACUGGAAUACACAGAUUUUUUUUUUUUUUUUUGUUGUUGUUGUUUUUUUUUACAAAGAUCUUAACAUAGAAAUACACAGUUCAUGGUUGUUGCUUGAUUCUCUUGUAUUUAUUGUAACUGGAGGCUCCUGAUUUGAUUGUAGCCUGUAUUUGAGAUUCUUCAGUUCUUCUUCUGUCGUGUUUCUACUUUGGUUUUACAUUAGCUGUUAUACUCAGUGUGUGGGUGUGAGUACAUUAUUUUUUUAAUGUCAGUAUUUGUUUUUCUUGGACCCUUAUUGACUUUAUCUGCUGUAUUUGUUUUGUAGGGGGCGGAGAGAGUUGCCAGAUCAGUCCAGGUAUGUUCCAGGAAAUAUUUAUACUUGGUCUUAUUUAUGCUUUUGCUUAUGGUUGUUAUAUGCUAAAAUAUAUGAACCCCUAAUGAAAUCAACUGUUUUUAAAAAGUACAUUUCCAAUUAUUUCCAAUUUUUGUAGUCUCAAAUUUCUGUUCCUUUAAUGUAAAAAUAUAUAAUCUCCCUUUGUAUCUUUUUUUUUUUUUUUUUUUUUUUUUUUUUUUUAGAAAAGAAGUGCAAAUCCAAUGGUAAGAAAACAGCAUUUUUCUUCUUUUUUCGUCUUAUCAAAAAUAUCAAAUUCUGCUCAUUAUAUGUUUAUAGUUUGGGCAACUUCUUGUUGAGGAUAAUUCAAUGCUUCCAUAUAACCAAACUAGCAUAUGGUACUAGCAAACUAGUACCAUAUAAAUAAACUUACAAAUACAGUAUUUCAAUAAAACUAGAUCCUCAGAAGACGCUAGUGUCAGCAUAACUCUGUCAGUUUUUCCGAUAAGAUGGAUAUAUUGUUGUUUUUGUUUUAUCCAGCAGAGGUCAGGCUCUUAACUUAACAACAUAAUGACUGUUUGUCCACAUGGAUAAGCCACCAGGCAGAAAUAGUUAUUUUAAAGUUUAGGUAAAUAUGAUCAGCAAACUCCGCCCUAAAACGGGUGGUCAUCUCAUUAUAUGAUCCAGACAUCAACACCGCAGUGGCACAAGUAAUUUUCACAAACAUGCCCUUCCAUCGAAGAUAAAAUGGCUCCAUUCAAGUUUAGCAAAUCCAAAUGUAUCACAUUUGCUUUGGAAAGGGGAGAUUAUUUAAAGCUCCAGUAAGGAAUUUUCGACUGGCUAGGAAUCAUAUGAAAUCAGGACAAACGUCUUUCUGCAUGACUAAUCAAAGCAAACAGGACCAUCUGUGACAAAACUGAUCAUUUCUGUGAAUUAAUUUUUAAUGUUUUUUUAUUAUUGUGGUGAAGUCAGCAUCAGAUGUGGUGAAGUAACUACAAGAUAGAUUUUUAAGAGCAAAACUUUGCAGCUGUUGGUAUUUUUGAAUGCUAAAUAAACAAUGAUAGACAAAGAUGGAGAUUUUUCUUUUUUUUUUACCAUAAAGUUUUGCUUACUUCAGAAGAGUAUUAGGGUCAGGGAUGAGGAAAAUUUAUUUUAAGGGGGAAAAGGCUUUUUUUUUUUUUUUUCAUUUUGUAUUUUAAAAAAAGAAGUCAAAAAUGACAAGAAUAAAGUUGAUUAGCAAUUACCUGAUUGAAGGUCCUAUGAGGAGUUUCACUGAUGAAACAGACUGGAAUUCACAUUGACCCCUGCAUAUGACCAACAAAAGCAAACAAGAUCAUCUGUGACAUGACUGAUGAUUUCCACACACAAAACAAAAGUUCUUCACAGGAAUUUUUCUCAAGCAUGAGAAAAAAUCUGUUUGAGACUACGUUUACACAUCCAUUUUCAUAAACAGACAUUUCACCCUCUCCGUUUACAAAAAAAAAACUGCGUGCACACCACAGACAGAAAGUUCCCAACAGGAGCUUUAAGUGCCCAAGUAACAAUGCUAGAAAAUGUCUUCUUCACUCACAGUUUACCUGUUUCUCUUUCCAAGAGUUUUGAAACAUAAGACAAAGUUUCAGGAGUUGCAUAAUUGGUUAACUAGUCCACCACAUAGUGAGCGGUGUCAUUGAUCCUCCAUCAGGCCAGAUAUGAGAUGCCACCCUGGCAAAAAAGUUCUCAUUUCCUCUCUUUUCUCAGAGGAUCCCAGAGAAGACAGUGAGCUUGCAGAGGGAAUUUAGGCAGGAAGGAAUAGCGUCACCCUGACUGGAGCAAAGAGGAUACACAAAAUAUGCCUUCAGCUCAGGCCAGCAUGCUUAUUGUGUUGGCCAUAGUAGAACAUGGAGGCAAAAAAAGUGAGAAAGACUUUAAAUAUCCAUACUAUCUGUGCUUCAAUAUGCCACACCCAGACUGACUCACUACAACACUUCCUGAGUGGAACCAGUGAGUUAAUGUUUGUGAAACAUUUGUACUAAGCUGAGAUUGUUUUCUAUGGGACAAACCCAAGUAGGAUACUAUGAACUGGAUCUAGCUGCAAGAAAAAGUUGAGUCUAAAAUAAUACAAAAAAGCAGAUUUUAUGGUUAUAAAAUCGUUGUUUGUAAGACAGUCUUUUAUCUCCUGCUUAUACUGCCCGUCUUUCUGUCUCAGGUUGAGGUGCACAGCGUGAAAGUGGACUGCACUGUGACGUCUCGUUUCGCUCACACUGUCAUGACCUCGACGGCUAUGAACAAAGCGAACACCUCCCAGGAAGUCUUCUUUGAAAUGGAGCUGCCCAAGACCGCCUAUAUCACUAACUUCAGCAUGUGAGCCGAAACUCAAAGUUUUAGACAAUGUUCCUGAAACACAUCCUCCUUCACCUUUAACUGUUGUCUCAUACUUUCAGGGAAAUUGAAGGUCAGAUGUACCAUGGGGAGGUGAAGGAGAAAGAGAAAGCCAAGAAACAGUAUGAGAAGGCUGUUUCCACUGGACAAACCGCUGGACUGGUCAAGUGAGUUUGUAAAGAUGAAACAUGCCUGUUAGCAAUAAUUCAAGCACACAAAAACAAUGGGGAUCUACAAUAUGGCCGUAUUUUUUUUCUGUGUUGUACCAAAGGGCCUCUGGGAGAAAGAUGGAGAAGUUUUCUGUAUCUGUCAACAUAGCAGCUGAAAGUAAUGUGACUUUUAUUUUGACCUACGAAGAGCUGCUCCAGAGGAAAUUUGGCAACUAUGAGAUUCAGACUCGAGUUAAGCCAAAACAGCGGGUCCAGGAUUUUCAGGUGAAUCUGGUUCCUGAUCCGACCUGACUUCUCUUGCUCUGUUUUUUUGAUGGCCUGCUUCACAAAUGGACUCUGUAUAUGUGUUUGUGUCUUUCUGCCUGUGUGGAGAACAGAUUGUGGCAAACAUCUAUGAGCCGCAGGGAAUUUCUUUCGUUGAUGCCCAUGCAUCCUUCCUCAGCAAUGAUCUGCUCCCCCUGGUGGAGAAAACUGUCACAGAUAAAAAGGUACCUGAUCCGAUGGACUCUGAUUCUUUUAGCUCAAAGUUGCUUUUCUCUGCUCACUUUUUUUACUUGUUUUAACAAACCCAAAAAUUUGAGCCCAGCUGAUCCUCUGUAACCCAUUGCCAGGCACACAUCUCCUUCUCACCAACUAUGGAGCAGCAGAGGAGUUGUUCUGACUGUGAUGGAACACUCAUUGAUGGAGAUUUUAUCAUCAAGUAUGACGUCAACCGGGUACACAACAUCGGAGACAUUCAGGUUUGAUGUUGCCUUGUUAUUUUCAACUUACACUAUGCAGAUACAUGUGAAAUUUAUAAAUCUGAUUAAAUUGCUUAAUAUCAUGAAACAAUUUAAAAUAUUUAUUUCUGCUCUUUAUGAAUCUUUUCUUUUCAGAUUGUGAACGGAUACUUUGUGCACUUUUUUGCUCCUCCUGAUCUGCCCAGAGUCCCAAAGAAUGUGGUGUUUGUGAUCGACAGAAGUGGAUCAAUGUCUGGUAGGAAGAUGGCACAGGUGAGAAGGGACUGUUCAGACUCUGGCUCCAUGUACGUCAUUGCCCUUGAGCGCAUGUUUGACUUUGACCUCUGUGCAGACACGGGAGGCGAUGCAGGCCAUCCUUAAAGAACUCCAUGAGGAUGACCACUUUGCCGUCAUCAGGUUUGAUAGUCGGGUCGAGACCUGGAGGGAAACACUCACCAAAGCAACGGCAGAAAACGUGGCAAGCGCACAGGAGUAUGUCAAGGACACAGAUAGCAGAGGAUGUAAGUAUAAAAACAAAUCCAAAUCUAAAGCCCUGGAGCAGAUUAAAGUCAAAACUACAAACACUCAGUGGUCUGCAAAAGCAAAGAGACAAUCAGCGACAAGAAUGUUGGAUCCAGUAAUGCAAUUUUAGCAGCCUGAAGACCACCAUAAGGGGGUCACAUCAGACAAUGAUUAACAGCACACCAAAAACCAAGGCUAUCUUCACAUUUUCAGUUGCAGAUCUUCCCAACGGGUGACACACUUGACCAUCAAAAGAGCAAAAUUAGAUUUUUGUGUCAGGAAAUUACAGAGGAAUAUCAGGAAAAGAGUAAGAAAUACAUCCGUGCCCACACAGGAGGCCAAAAUGGACACAAACAAAUACUGUAUUUCCUUACGGCAGUUUAAUUGCUAAACACUUUUGUCCUUCUGCAGAGUUAGAAAAAAAAACACUAACUUGAUUUACAGACCAUAUUUUUUUGUGUGUUCACAAUCUAGCAACCAAUAUGAAUGACGCAUUGCUGAGAGGUGUGGAGAUGCUAGUGAAUGACAGACAGGAGAAGAGGAUCCCAGAGAGAAGCAUUGAUAUGGUUAUUAUGCUGACUGACGGGAUGCCAGAUGGGGGCGAGUAUAUACAAACUGUAGUUUGUGACAUUGAGCACAUAUUUUAAGACACAAUUUAUAGAAAUUGUCUAACUUUUUGUGGUUCUUUUAUUUAAAGGACGGAGUAGCCUUGGUAUGAUCCAGCAAAAUGUGCGCAAUGCUGCGGGAGGAAACCUGUCUCUGUUCUGUCUUGGAUUUGGAAAUGAUGUGGAUUACUCCUUCCUCGAUACACUGAGCAAAGAAAGCAAAGGAGUGGCCCGCAGAAUUUAUGAAGGAUCAGAUGCAACACUUCAGCUUCAGGUGGAAAGUUUAGGCUGUGGCAGCCAAUUCUUUGAAGACAAUAAUUUGAUCACUUUUUUUGUUUUAAGUCUGUUUUACAGUUUUUCACAUUCAUAUCAUAACAAUUUGUACACAUGCAUUCAUCCCAGGGUUUCUACGAGGAGGUGUCCAGCCCUCUUCUUUUAGAGGUGGACCUGCGUUAUCCUGAUAAUGCAGUGGACUCUCUUACCACCAACCAUUUCAACCAGUUAUUUAAUGGCUCAGAGAUUGUGGUGGCUGGUCGACUGAUGGACAACGACCUCAAUAAUUUCCUAGUGGAAGUGUAUGGCCAGGGGGUGAGAGAAGAAAUAGUUCAAAACAAUAGCUAGUUAAUAAAGGAUGUCUCUUUAUGAAUCCACUUUCUGAGACUCCUAUCUUUCCCUCUCUCUCUCUGUAGAUCGAGGAGGACUUCAAGGCGCAGGGCCAGACCAGUGUAACGGACUGGGGUGUGAUGUACCCUGAUGAAGAGUACAUUUUUGGGGAUUUUACUGAACGUCUUUGGGCCUACCUCACGAUUCAGCAGCUACUCGAGAAGGGGCAAGUUUGAAACAUUUUCACUCAAGCAGAAACUAUCAAUACUGAAGAAAUGGGAAAUCUGUAAGUCCCACUGGCCUCAUGAAGAUCUUUGAUAGAUCUCUCUGCCCAUCAUCGGAGAAAGCCGAAGCUGAGUCAUGUAACACUGAUAUUAAAUCCUGAAUUUGGCAAUGUGCACUUUCUCUUACAGUAAGACUGGGUCCACAGAUGAGAAAGAAAAUGCCACAGCGAAGGCCCUGGACAUGUCCCUGCAAUACCACUUUGUCACCCCCCUCACCUCCAUGGUAGUCACCAAGCCUGAAACUGAGGAUGGAACAGACAGCCCACUCAUUGCUGAUAAACUGACUGAGGGUAAGAGAAGUUUAGAAAUUAUACUAGCAAACAUUUUCUUCUGAGGAGGGAUGCUGUGGAGCCUUUCACCCAUGAACCACAUAAUCACUCCACCAUCAAGUUGAACACCCGAGACAAUAACAGCAGUCAGCCAAAGGGGAUGCUCAAGUUUAAAUUAUUAAGGUAAAAUGUUUGUGUUUUUUCUUUUUAACAGAGCAAAGACAAGAAGCAGAAAGACAGUGUAAGUGAUCAUUAAUACAAAAAAUGCUCUAAGAUUUAGUCAGGUCAGUCUACUGACCUAAACUUAUUUUUGUUUUGUUGUUUCAGCUAGAAGAUAUAUGCCUCACCCUACAAGUUAUCAACAUACUUACAAUGCACCACCCUCCUAUUUUGGUAAGUUUUAUUUUUCUCUUUUCUUUUCUGUUUUCAAAGCUUGUUAGGAAAAAGUGUGUUUCUGUCUUUUGUCAGUUGGUUUUUCAGUACAUCAUUACAACUUUCUGUAUAUUCAGUUGAAGAUGUUCAUAGUUCAUCAUGAAUCAUAGCUGUGAAGUAUCCCAUUUUGGCCGCAUUUUUACCGUAUUUUACCCCUCUUUCCCGCCGUCUUCCCGUAUAAGUAUUCUUCCAUAUAUAUACAGUAUAUCUAGCCAGCCCCAAGUACACACCAACUGGUAGUGAAAAGUUGUCAACUGUGAUCACAUUGACGAUGAAUUAAGACCACCCCCUCUACCUCCAUUAGGUUCUUGUAUUGUAUUAGUCCUCAGGUAAUAAUUCAUAUCUACUCUAACCCUACAAAUGAUCAUGUUUGUAUAAGAACUGCCUGCAACACUUUAAGCUUUUAUGUCAUAUUGCUGUGAAAGAAUUAAGCUCAUGCUUUAGCUACAACCAAAACUUGAAUUUAUCCAUCUGUCUGUCUGUCUGUCUGUCUAAUUAUUAUUUUUUUUUUAUCACUUUCCUUACACUCUGUCCUCACCCACAGUGGAUGGAGAUCCUCAUUUCAUGAUUGAGCUUCCAGACAGUAACGACGCUCUGUGCUUCAACAUCAAUGACAAACCAGGAACUAUUUUCAACCUGGUCAAGGACCCAAAACAAGGUCAGCCUUGAGCCCUGAUUUACAUUCUGAAUUUGGUAUCCCUUUAUGAAUAUAAGACCCUCAGUGUGCUUUAAUAAAACUUCACUUUGAGGCUUCAGAAACUGCUUUUAAGCCAUUUUCAGUGUGCCAGUAAGUUGUGUCUUGUAGUUAAACAAAGAUUAACUGACUCACAUGUUGUUCCCUCAGGUAUUUUGGUCAACGGUGAGGUCAUUGGAGACAAGAUGAUCCCCCCCGAUGGUAAAAUCAACACCUACUUUGGGCGUUUUGGCAUCAUCCAUCAGGCUCUGGGAGUGAGGCUGAUGGUGAGCACUCAAGACGUCUUAGUGUUUCAGGAUGGCCAACUGGUCAGACUGCAGUGGUCUGAUUCAGCUUCUCUCAAAGGACCAAAGUGAGUGGUUGCAUGUCCCAUUGUUAUUUCCUUCAUUCAGGGCAAACUUUUCAUCUUCAUGAGUAAAGAGUAAUUAAAUACAUUUGAGAGAAAUACUUAACAUCUUCUUCUCUUCACUCUUGUCCUCCUCCAGUGUGGAUAUCGUCUUGACUAAGGACCGCAGCCUCACAGUAACUCUGAAAGAUUCGGUCAAGUUUGUUGUCCUGCUGCACAAAGUGUGGGCGAAGCACCCGUACCACCGGGACUAUCUGGGUUUCUACACCCUGGACACCCACCUCCUGUCCUCUUCGGUUCACGGUCUGUUAGGUAUGAAAUGUUGUUUUAGGUAUGAGUUAGGUGUAUAUGGUUGAAUUUCAAACCAAAUAUUGUCAAAAUGCGCAUGUUUAAUGAGUAUUCAACCUGUGAGUUAUAAAUCUUUAUCAUUUUAAAUUUAUAUUUUUCCCUUACGUGCUACUUUUUGCCAUUAUUGUACAGAUAAUUAAGCUCACUAUACCAUAAGUAGGGUAAGAACUUAAAGGCUUUUAAUUAGUGAGUAGUUUCUGUGAAUUGUACAUAAUGAAUCAGCUUCACUUAAAGCUUUCUGAAUUUAUGCGCUUCCAACAAUGCUGCACCUCUGGCAGCUUCAACAAUAAAAGCAGACCUCCUAAAAGUUAAACACAAAAACCAAGUAAGUAGGAAGAAUGAUUUGGCGUUAGAGUACCACACAGACAUGCAGUUGUAACCGCAGCUGCAACACUUAAGUAAAGGGGGCUGUUUGAGUGAUGUAUGGCUAACCACAAACAUGAACAAGUCUGCUACAAGCAGACCGUUGUAUUUUACACACUCAGUGAGCUAUAUAAUUAUACCAUGACAAUAUGAUGGGAAAUAUGAAGUUUAAUUCAGAAUUCAACCAAAACGAACACAGCUGUAUUUCUCCCUGUGGUCAAUCAGAGAAAGCUCAUUUCAUCUGCUCAUCUUAUAGUUGUGUAAUCACAAGAGACACAAGGCUAAAACUGUUAUACUUAAAUAUUAACCUGUGAUAAUGGUUUCCCCACCAGGUCAGUUCUAUCAUGGGGUUGAAUUUGAGGUGACAGACCUGCGUCCAGGCGAAGUCCCAGAGAAACCAGAUGCUACCAUGUUUGUGAAAGGACAGCAGCUCAAUGUGACCAGGUAUGAGCUCAAAUAAAAGCUUCUUGUCUUUAACAUGUUGCUGCUGUCUAAUAUUCCUAAGUAUACCUGACGUUUCUGUGUCGGUCCACAGAGGCUGGCAGAGAGACUUCAGACGGGAUGUGAAAAAUGGAGACAACGUUCCCUGCUGGUUCAUUCACAAUAAUGGAACAGGCCUCAUUGAUGGAGAAGCAUCAGACUACACUGUGUCAGGCCUUUUUAAGACAGCUUAAAAAGGGUUAUACAUCAAUGUCUACAACAGAAAUCACUGAAAUCUAAAACAUACAAUAAAUAAUCAAAACUAGCUGUAUUUACACUAUAAAUGCUCUGACAACAUGAACCAAAAGGCCAAAAAAAGUUCAUACACAGCAGUGUAAGAACUCUCCUACAGUUUCCCAAGUGCUUUUACCACAGGAAAUGAACUCUUUUCCAAAGAAAGGGAAAAUAGUGGAAGCGACCGCAGCAACUGCCUGUGUUGAAAUAAGUAGGACGGUGUUUCUCAGCAUGGGCCAAGCUGGAUUUCUUCAUAUUCAGAUUUGUUAUUUGUUUUUUCCAACUGUUCCAAGAAAGUAUCAGGACAGACUUUUAAAUUCACAUUUGUUACUCAAGAUACUUUUCCUAUUUGACCUGACGCAUGUCCGAUAGCUUGUUAAUUUUAGCCCCUUAUUUACAUGUUUUCUUGUGUGGAGAGCUGACAAAAUAUAAGGUGUCCUCUAGUGAAGUGAAUCUAGUGAGUGUAAUCCUCACGAAAAGUCCUACAAAGACUUGUUCAUGUCAGGUCCACUGGGAUUUGUGAAUGAGAUGAAACCAAAUAAACGUUGAUGUGCGGUGACAAGUGAUAUAUUUCUUGUUUGUCACAGUCUAAACAGGAAA